AUGGCCAGCCCCACCGUCGACUCCCAUCCCCCCCCGCGCUCUUUCGAGUGUCCUCCCCGUCGGGUGGCCCUUCCUCAGCAUGACGAUGGUCGUGGCAAUCUUGGCCGUAGCCUCAAGAGCUGUGACGAACGAGGAAGGAAGAUGGGCGAGGGGGCCCGCGAAGCCGCCCACGCCGGCGGACUCGUCCUGGGGUCUGGCCGCAGCUUGGGCAAGACGUUGGCGGCGGAGCUGCUGUUGUGGUGCGAUGAGCUGCGCAGUCGGGGCUCCAGAAAGGAGAAGCAACGGCAGAUGCAGAAGCGUGAAGCCGUUCCUGAGAUCCCCGCGGCGUUGUAA
This is a messenger RNA of Gaeumannomyces tritici R3-111a-1, 333 nucleotides long. RefSeq lists its product as hypothetical. The transcript has 3 exons. The record is from RefSeq and is a predicted model, not a curated record. Bases 1 to 333 code for a protein of 110 amino acids. Lineage: Eukaryota; Fungi; Ascomycota; Sordariomycetes; Magnaporthales; Magnaporthaceae.